AUGUGCAAAUUACCACGGUUGCUAUGGAAGAGUGGUAUAUUAUGUAAUGGUGACUGGGAUUGGGAUACUCAGGACAACGAACCGUACUCAGAAGGGUGGAAAUCACUAACAGUUAACACGUCAAUCUCAGAUGUUGUAAACUAUCCUUGGAAGUAUCGAACCGACUCAGAGACUAAUGGUGCUCCACAUGCAGGAAAGAUUGGUGUCUAUCCCAGUGGUGGAUAUAUAGUAGAUUUAAUAGGAGCUCGACGUCGGGUGGACAAUAUGAUCGAGGAUCUUAUUCAACUGAAGUGGAUAGAUCACAGAACGAGAGCACUGUUUGUGGAAUUCACACUGUAUAAUCCAAAUGUUAAUCUGUUCACUCAGACAACUGUAGCUUUUGAAGUUCCAGCAUCAGGGUCCUUCGUUAGUGAAAUAGUGGUCAAGACUUUUAGAUUAUUUUCUUAUCUUGGCGGUUACGGGGUAGUGGUGGCUCUCUGUGAUGUACUGACGCUUUUAUUCAUCCUGUAUUUUUCGACUCGUAUGUUAAAGAAACUGAGGAAAGAACGUCGAGCUUUCUUUACCACGUUUUGGAACGGUGUUGAGUUCCUUAACUUUGCCCUGUCUAUAACGUGUGUGGUCAUGUACACUGGACGACAUUUGUUGACUUCCAGAGCUACAAAUACUGUGAAGAAACUAAGAGGUUAG
Lottia gigantea (owl limpet) is the source of this 687-nucleotide messenger RNA. RefSeq lists its product as hypothetical. The record is from RefSeq and is a predicted model, not a curated record. Gene Ontology annotation, biological process: detection of mechanical stimulus. Lineage: Eukaryota; Metazoa; Mollusca; Gastropoda; Lottiidae. Bases 1 to 687 code for a protein of 228 amino acids. Gene Ontology annotation, molecular function: calcium channel activity; calcium ion binding. Gene Ontology annotation, cellular component: membrane. The transcript has a single exon.